GCAGUAUUUGUCAUACAUUAACUGUUAAAAAACAACAUUUUUGAUUGCCAUUAGGUUAAAUGUGAUGACUGAUGACUAACUGUUUGCCAUAUGAUUUCGAAAGUGCUAAAAUAUUGAUACUGGGAGAUUCUGGAGUAGGUAAGACAUCGCUGACAGAUUUAAUAUGCAAUAAUCAUGUUCUAGAAAAUCCUAAAUGGACUAUUGGAGCAUUGGUUGAUAUAAAAAUGCAUAUAUUUAAAGAGGGUACUCCCCUAUCAAAGGAUUAUUUUAUUGAAUUUUGGGAUAUAGGGGGUUCAACAACUCAUAAGAAUUGUUGGAAUAUAUUUUUUAAUUCAUUUCAUGGGUUGAUACUUGUGUAUGAUUUAACAAAUUAUAAAAGUUACAAAAAUCUUACUAAAUGGAUUAAAGAAUUGCAAAAUAAUCAAGCCCCAUACAUACAUAUAGAUGAAGUUGAUUCUAGAAAUUUUAUAGGCAUUAAUGUACCAAUUUUGAUGGUAGCCACCAAAGCAGAUUUGCCAUAUGCUGGUCAUACAUAUAAAGGAAAGCCAUUAACACUGCUAUCUGAGUUAGGCGCGGAAGAAAUUAAAUUGGAUUGCAAAAAUUUAAAAUAUUUAGCUCCUGGUCAAACAAACACUGUCAUUCUAAGUCGUUUUCUUGACAAAGUCGUAUCUAACAAAAUUGGGACCGUUUACCAUCGUCCAUUUUUUCAAUCUUCAAAUUAUAUGAAAAAUUUAUACGAUUAACUGUAAAAUAUAUGUAAUUUCCUAUUCAAAUUAAUUGAAACUAUUUUGAUUAUUAUAAUGGCAAUUAAAAUAUAAAUUCGUAUUUAAUAUAAUUUGAGCUUAAAUUUGAGUGUUUAUUUU
This is a messenger RNA of Gordionus sp. m RMFG-2023, 863 nucleotides long. Its product is annotated as rab-like protein 3. Bases 72 to 743 code for a protein of 223 amino acids. Gene Ontology annotation, molecular function: GTPase activity. The transcript has 7 exons. Gene Ontology annotation, cellular component: endomembrane system. Gene Ontology annotation, biological process: intracellular protein transport. The record is from RefSeq and is a predicted model, not a curated record. Lineage: Eukaryota; Metazoa; Nematomorpha; Gordioida; Chordodea; Parachordodidae.